Molecule: messenger RNA, 696 nt
Organism: Penicillium argentinense
Lineage: Eukaryota; Fungi; Ascomycota; Eurotiomycetes; Eurotiales; Aspergillaceae
Product: MARVEL domain-containing protein
Exons: 1
Coding region: 1-696 (231 amino acids)
Source: RefSeq, a predicted model, not a curated record
AUGAGCAACGAAACCCCAUCCAAAGAAACACCCCAAGAAAUCCUCCAAUACUGGCACAAACCCGGACCCUACGGAAUAAUCACCCGCGCAACCCUCCGCACCCUCCAAUUCACCCUCGCCAUAAUCAUCGCAGCCCUCUACGGCGUCGACCUCUCCCACGCAAGCAAGCACAACCUCCACGGCCCAACAGAAUGGGUCUACGCUGAACUCGUUGCAGCACUAUCCGCAAUAACCUGCCUCAUUCACAUCUCCGUGAGGGUGGUGCACGUGGCAUGGUCAACCUGGGACGGAGUCCUCUUCGUGCUGUGGUUAGCGCAAACAGGCGUUUUCGGAUGUAUCUAUAUCACGAAUGAUAUCCAGGAUCCUUAUCGCGAAUCCACCCGCUCGAUUUCGCGCAUGCGUGCUGCUGUCUGGAUUGAUUUUGUGAAUAUACUUCUUUGGCUUUUGACGACUGUUCUUGGUAUUGCGUGGUGUGUGAGGACGAGAAAGAUUACGAGGAGAUUGGAUCUUGCCAGUCCUGGGAAGCGGGAUGUGGAGGUUUGGGCGGAUGGGGAGUGUGAGAUUGGGCUUGUUUUUUCGGAGUCCAGCCCGUCCGAUGCGAAGGGAGAUGUGAAGGAUUGUAAUGUGAAGGAUCGAGAUGUGGAGGAGUCGAAGGCGGCGUGGGAAGAUGAGAAGAAAGACUUGGCCAAAUAUUGA